Cylas formicarius (sweet potato weevil) is the source of this 1815-nucleotide messenger RNA. RefSeq names its product folylpolyglutamate synthase, mitochondrial (gene Fpgs1). The transcript is spliced from 8 exons. Gene Ontology annotation, biological process: tetrahydrofolylpolyglutamate biosynthetic process. NCBI's taxonomy places the organism in Eukaryota, Metazoa, Arthropoda, Insecta, Coleoptera, Brentidae. The record is from RefSeq and is a predicted model, not a curated record. Gene Ontology annotation, cellular component: cytoplasm; cytosol; mitochondrion. Gene Ontology annotation, molecular function: tetrahydrofolylpolyglutamate synthase activity; ATP binding. Bases 318 to 1784 code for a protein of 488 amino acids.
UAUCACAAAGAAAGUAAACAAAACGGUGGCGGUCUUUUUAAAAAGAUUUUGUUAGCAUUCUUGGAAACAAAUUUUUCGGAUUUGUUAAAUAUUAACCAAUGUUCAGGAAGAAAUGUAAAAACGAUUAGAAUAGUUGCAAGAAAUGUUCAGAGAGAGUACUAUGAUUUUUUAUUUAGCAAUGCACACACUCCAAAUUCUAAUCUGAAUUUCGCAAGACAAGUGGUCUAAUUCUUUACGAUAAUAUCUACAGGAAGGACAUUAGCGUAUUAAAACGUGCGCAAUUACAAAUUUACUUGGAAAUUGUAAUUAAAUAGCUAAUGAUAGGUUAUGUAACUCCAUCAUUUUUUGCCAAGAGGCAAGUUUACCGUCUACCACAACAGAUUCAUGCUGAAAAAGUAAUGGAUAUUUAUAAGGGAGCCAUUGAAUCCUUGAAUAAACUUCAAAGCAAUGUUCAGUAUAUUCAAAAUGCUAAAAUUAAAAACAACCAGGAAAAUAACAUGUCCGAAAUGAGCAAAUUUCUCGAAAGAUCUGGAGUAACUCUUGAAGUUCUUGACACCCUACCUAUUAUUCACGUUGCGGGCACCAACGGCAAAGGUACCACAUGCUCAUACUGCGAGAGUAUAUUGAAAAUUCAUGGUUUCAAAACCGGGUUUUACUCUUCUCCACACUUACUCGAGGUGCGUGAACGUAUAAGAAUUAAUGGAAGGCCAAUAUCUCAAGAAAAAUUUGCUCGCCAUUUCUGGAGAAUUUAUAACACACUCGAAUCCCAAAAGAGUACUCCUCACGAUAUGCCUCUCUACUUUCGGUUUUUAACAAUUAUGGCUUUUCAUGUGUUUUUAUCCGAAAAGGUGGAUGUGGCCAUUGUAGAAGUUGGAAUUGGAGGAGAAUUUGACUGCACCAACGUUAUCAGGAAAACUGUAGUGGGGGGUAUUACUCCUCUUGAUGUUGAUCAUACUACCUUGUUGGGAAACUCCAUUGAAUCAAUAGCUUGGAAUAAAGCUGGCAUUAUGAAACCAGGGGGUUAUGUGUUUACUGCGCCCCAGCCGGAAAGUGUGAUGAAAGUUUUAGAACAAAGGAGUAUAGAACGCCAGUGUACUCUCAAUGUGGUGAGGGACCUUUAUCCAAAUUCAGAAGAUGGUAGAAUUCCGCAGCACAUUAAAAGAGUAAAUGCUAGUUUGGCCCUCGCUCUAAGCAGGAAUUUUAUGAACAUAGUUUCAAGGAAUAAUAAUAAUAACAAUGUUGAGGACGUAUUUAACAUAGAGAAAGCCCGGAAGGCUAUAGAGUCCACUAGGUGGCCUGGUCGAUACGAGGUUAUAAAAAAAGGCAAAAUAAGGUAUUAUUUGGACGGCGCUCACACGACGCAAAGCGUUGAAGUAUGUGCCCAAUGGUUUGUGUCAAACGUCUCUAAAAGUAAUAGCAAUAAUCGUGUUUUAGUGUUUAAUGUAACGGGUGAACGCAAACCCGACGACUUAAUGAAGUUGCUGUUAAAAUGUGGGUUCGCAACAGCUCUGUUUAUACCAAAUGUAGGCGACGACAACGACAACGAUGACAACAAAGAUGAGAUCCUAACCGUAAAACGACAGCUAGAGAAAAGCGAAAUCAAUCGCAGUAUUUGGCUGGGUCUCGAUGGUAGUGCGGAUGCGAGAGCAUUUCCCUCGUUCGCAAAAGCUAUAGCCCAUCUAAAUAGUCAAAACAAAGAGUUCGACGUGUUGGUGACGGGGUCGAUUCAUUUGAUCGGGGCGGCAAUGUCACUCCUCGACCCCACUUUAGGGGGACUUUUGUAAAAUUGUAUUUGUCGAAAUAAAACCGGGAUUA